Messenger RNA from Agrilus planipennis (emerald ash borer), 562 nucleotides. RefSeq lists its product as uncharacterized. Lineage: Eukaryota; Metazoa; Arthropoda; Insecta; Coleoptera; Buprestidae. Bases 86 to 538 code for a protein of 150 amino acids. The transcript is spliced from 4 exons. The record is from RefSeq and is a predicted model, not a curated record.
UGUUUCUGGUACAGAAUCAGGGUUGUCUAGAACGCGUUCGAGUUUUUACUCAGUGUUGUGCAAGAAGAUCCACAAAACUGUCAUCAUGAAAGUCGCCUUCUUUAUGGGAUUCCUGGUCUGCCUGAACUUGGCUUUUACCGAUGCAGCCAUAAACAACGAAAGGAUUCAAUUACUCCAACGAUUACUCCAAAGAUUUGACCCUUUCACAAUCAGAGAUGUUUCUCUGGUUUUGUCUGACGACAUUUCCGUCUCCCUAAAGUCUGCAGUCAUAGCCAAUUUAUCCAAUUUUGAUUUACCGCAAGACGAUGAAGUGGGAAAUAAUAUCAAUGCCACCAUCUUCAUUCCAUCAGUUUCUUACAAUGUUGAUCGGUUGUCCAUAUCCAGUAAAAAAUUGGGUAUUCAGUAUGCUCUUCCAUCCUUACGCGCUGUUGUCGGUGGAGUAUCACUAGCUGUCAGCCACUCAUUCAGCCAUAACCCUCUCAAAAUGGAAACUUUCCUGAUAUUGGCACAGAUUAGUGACUUGUCCGUAAGUAAUUGAUUCAGUUUUUAUCGUUAAUAACCG